GACAAACGCACAUGUGUUAGGUGCCAGGCAUGAUCAUGGGUUCCAAAAAAGCCCAUAAAGUUGACAAAUCUCUGUUAAACAAAUUUUGGCAAUUAGCUGAAUCAAACCAGAACAAGAUAAUACAAGCUUCUAAAGCUUUGGUUGAUGACAUAGACAAAAGACAAGUUGAUAAGUCAGAGAUUUGUGAGGAGUUGCAGUAUUCCAUUAACAGGCUCAUUAAGGGCCUAGCCUCCAACCGACAAUCAGCCAGGCAUGGUUUCUCAGUGGCACUCUGUCAGAUCCUCAGAUCUUUCCCUGCAGUAAAUGUUGAUGUGAUACUCGGUGCUGUGGCUGAACAUCUCAAGUUUACACAGAAGGAAUCCAGAUCUGAGCAGGGAAAUAUAUUACUUGGGAAGGUGUUGGCCUAUUUGACCUUAGCUCAAUCUGAUCGAAUAGCCAGUGCAACUCAAGAACAAGUACAGAAAGUUGUCCAGAGUCUGGUACAAGUCUGCAGAAACCGAGCUUACCUAAAACAGAUUUCAACUUAUGCCAUAUCACUCAUAGCCUCACAGGUGAAAGCGGACAUCUUUAAAGCCUCAGUUUGGAGUGAGAUCGAGGCUGACCUGACCCAGGGCUGGACGGGGUGUUCCCCAGACACCCUCCUCCUACUGCUGGCCUGUCAGAAAUACCACCCGAAAACAGUGGACAAAGCCUUUUUGAAAACAUACUGGGGAUCAUCAGUGAUAUUUUGUGCUGAGAAUCUUAAACAUAUUUGGAAUGUUAUAAAGCUCUCGACAUCUUCCUACCCUGUGAUACACCUGAUAAAUGAUGAAAUUGUUCAGCAGCUGACCACAGCUAAGAUUUCUUUCACCGAUUUCUGGACAGAAGGAAGAGAUCUUUUGUUUAGCAAGGAACACCACAGUUCUGUGAGUGUGGGACUGUACCUUAUGACAAAAAUUCUGCCUCAUCUGACAAGCCCUGAAGAGAUUGAGUGCCUGUUACCUGCUAGUGUUGUGAGGGUCCUGGUUAAAGUCAUAGACGGUAAACAGAAGAAAACUAAUCCUGUCCACCAGGCUGCCUCCCAGUUUAUGAAUGGGUUAGUCGCCUAUGUAAAAUCCUCAGAAAAUACAGACAAUUCUAUUAAAGUGCUCCACUGUUUCCAUGAAACACAGUGUCCAAAGGGUGCCAAUCUUACACGGUCCUUGGAAACUAUCAUUCAAUCUCUUAGUACAGAGGCAGCUAGACAAUAUGGAGAGAAUUUAAUGAAAACAUUCAAAAAAUAUGCCAAAGACCCUAAAGAGAACAUGGUGGGGAUUCAGCAUGUGGCCACCCAGGUCCGUAUGCUAGUGACCCUCCCCAGCACCUCCGAUGAUCAUGCCUGGCAGCUCCGCCUUCUACAGUUCCUGGGUCUUCAUUCCUUCUGGACGGUCCAGUCCAAGUCCUCCGAGAUCCCACAUUGUUCUUUCAACACUCAGCCAAUGGAGGAAAAACUGAGGAAGGCAUUCCAAGACAACUUUUACAAAGCUCUCAGUAACCUACUGAGCUAUAAUACAGAGAAAACAAAGACCUCCUCAUUAGAUAUAUACCUUGACACGGCAUGUCAGCUCUGUAAAUACUUCCAGGAUUUAAUAGAAGCGACAGAAGUGGUAACUCCAGUCCUGAGUUUUUCUGAAGACGAGAUGGAACAGUGGGUCAAGACAGUUCUUUGUUUAAUGGGAAUGCAGGAAAAGAAUACAGCUAACAAUCCAGAGAGACUGGACAUUCACAGAGCCUUUCUCUUGUUGUUUGUGUUCCAUGCUCUCCAUUUGUUUGUCUCCAAAGAAAAUUCUGUCAGUGCUUUACAGGAUAUACACAUAUGCUACAACAAAGCUGUGAAACACAAAAGAAGAUCUACAGUCAAGUCUGCAAAGUCAGAGCCAGAAUGGAUAGAGGUGGUGACGGAGUUAUUACAGAGUAUGAUGUCACAAGGGUCCAGCUUUGCCAGACUGGCUGCUAAGACAACCUUUGGUUGUUUGACUGACCAUGUGACCCCGGACUCACUAGGCCUCAUUACAGACGUACUCAAAUCUGAGAAAGGAGAUGAGAGUACACCAAUCAGCUUUGAGGAUGAGAAAGAGGAAGAUGUAUCAGAUAUGGAAAAUGAAGAUGGGGAAAAUGGACAGGAAGCAUUAGAGGAUGAAGAAGAAGAAAAAGAGGAUGAGAAGACAGAUGAAGAGGAAUCAGAGGAUGAGGAGUCAGAGGAGUCAUCAUCAGAUGAGGAGCGGGAAGAGGAGGUGAAUGAGGAGUUCAGGAGCGCUGUCAAGUCGGCCCUGGGGGAGGCCGCAGAAAAAUCUGACAGUGAGGAGGAGUCUGAACCUGACCUGGACGAUGAGACAAUGUUCAAGCUUGACGGAGCUCUGGUUCAGGUGUUUAAAAACAUGAGGAAGACGAAAGAAGCAGAGGCCAAGGAGAAUAAAAAGCAGCUUCUGGCAUUUAAAACCAGAGUGCUGGAUUUGGUAGAAAUUCUAGUCAAGAGCCAGCCUCCUGCAGAUUUAACCUUGGAUCUGAUCUUCCCCCUGUUGGAGCUCCUGGCCAGCACAGAGAAACACAAGGAGGGGAUGGAGGGGGAACUGGGAAAAAAAGCGGGUAGUAUGUUCAGACUGCUGUAUAGAAAGGCCAAGAUUCAUGGUAAUAUGGCAGUGUCCAGGGAUCGUUACUUGGAGGCUAUGAACAAUGCAAUUCAGUUCUCCACAAAAGUAACAACCAAACAGAUUGUGAAUGAUGUGUCUGAUGCCUGCCUCCUCGUGAUCCGGUUAUUAAUGAACCUGGAAAUGGGCAGUUUGGGACCUUCUCCAAUGAAGACAAGAUCUAAGAAGAGUCAGAAAGAAAAAGACAAGAAGGAGGAAAAAGAAAGGGAUCAGGAGACGGUCCACCACAUGGUAAUUGAUGUUGUCCAAUCAAAUCUCAGGGAUUUCCUCCAGAAAAAGAAACAGAAACUCCAUAGAGAAUUUUUCUACAAUAUGUUCAGCAAGUUUCCUGUCUUGUUCUGGCCAGUAACAGAAACACUGCUAAACACGAUUCAGGACGACCAAGUGAAAGUGUUCAUAAAGACCCAGGCCUGUUACCUUCUGUCAGGCAUGCUGAACAAGGAUGUGGAGAAGACAUUAGGAGAGGAGGCCUGGACAGAAUUCUCACUUUCUCUGGUUGCUGGCAUUUCAAGGAUAUUGCGAUUGGUUUCAAAGGAAGCAUUUCCAACAAAACUAGUACAUGAUGUUUGUGUCAUACUUAGGAAAUAUCUGAACUGCUCACAAAAACCUGAGGAGAUUCCCGAGGAAGUCACAGAGAAGUUGGAGAGUCUGAAAGGUUCCUUUAACACAGACAUCAGGAAAGAGUACCAGGGAAUCAUGUCAAAGCUAGGGAAGACAACUCCUCCUAACACGAAUCAUAAUAAAAAUGCCAGAAAAAGGAAAAAUAAAGAUAAGACAGGCACUGCGGGUCAGGCUGCUGAAAAUAAGAAAGUGAAAACAAGUGAAACAGAAACAGUUACCAGUCCUGUUGUCAACAAACAAACAAGAAAACGAAAGCAGAACAGUGUUAAUGAGAAAGUGAAAGUAGGGCCCAAAACAAAGGGUUCAGAAUCAGACCUGGAAACUAGUAUGAAUGACAGAAGUUCUGGAUCGAAUAUCCAGGAGGAAGGCAAAAAAUCUAAAAAGAAGAAAAAAGUACACAACAGAGAGAAAACUAAUGCGGAAUAAAUAUGAUGUUUCUUA
This is a messenger RNA of Saccostrea cuccullata (small rock oyster), 3728 nucleotides long. RefSeq names its product myb-binding protein 1A-like protein. The record is from RefSeq and is a predicted model, not a curated record. The coding region runs from base 30 to 3713 and encodes 1227 amino acids. Lineage: Eukaryota; Metazoa; Mollusca; Bivalvia; Ostreida; Ostreidae. Gene Ontology annotation, molecular function: transcription corepressor activity; transcription factor binding; RNA binding. The transcript is spliced from 35 exons. Gene Ontology annotation, cellular component: nucleolus. Gene Ontology annotation, biological process: regulation of DNA-templated transcription.